Messenger RNA from Erigeron canadensis, 1025 nucleotides. RefSeq names its product protein GID8 homolog. The coding region runs from base 58 to 789 and encodes 243 amino acids. Gene Ontology annotation, cellular component: cytoplasm; nucleus. Gene Ontology annotation, molecular function: protein binding. Lineage: Eukaryota; Viridiplantae; Streptophyta; Magnoliopsida; Asterales; Asteraceae. The record is from RefSeq and is a predicted model, not a curated record. The transcript has 6 exons. Gene Ontology annotation, biological process: proteasome-mediated ubiquitin-dependent protein catabolic process.
UUUAUUUAUUUAUUCAGAAAAUAGAUGGAUUUGAAGGUGAGAGGAGUAAACUGAUUAAUGUCAUUAUUUUGGAGUGUCAUUCGUCAACUUGCAGAAAUUGAAGCCAUGGCAGCUACUUCAAAGAAGUUUAUAACACGGAAUGAGUGGGAGAAAAAGCUUAAUGAUGUAAAAAUUCGAAAAGAAGACAUGAACAAGCUGGUUAUGAAUUUUCUUGUCACCGAGGGUUAUGUUGAUGCAGCAGAGAAGUUCCGAAAGGAAUCUGGCACAGAGCCAGAUAUAGACCUUGGAACCAUUACAGAUCGUAUGGCAGUUAAGAAAGCAGUGCAGUCGGGGAACGUUGAAGAUGCUAUUGAGAAAGUUAAUGAUUUGAACCCUGAGAUUUUGGAUACAAAUCCCCAGCUAUUUUUCCACCUGCAGCAGCAAAGAUUGAUUGAAUUGAUUCGGAAUGGAAAGGUUGAAGAGGCUCUGGAAUUCGCCCAGGAGGAGCUUGCUCCUAGGGGAGAGGAAAAUCAAAGCUUUUUAGAAGAGUUGGAGCGAACAGUUGCACUACUGGCUUUUGAAGAUGUGAAAAAUAGUCCUGUUGGAGAUCUUUUAGACAUAUCACAACGUCUAAAAACUGCAAGUGAGGUCAAUGCAGCAAUCCUUACAAGUCAAAGCCAUGAAAAAGACCCAAAGCUGCCAAGUUUAUUAAGAAUGCUUUUGUGGGCCCAAAAUCAGCUUGACGAAAAGGCAGCUUAUCCACGCAUAACUGAUCUUUUCACAGCUACUCUUGAAGACCCUUCUGUUUGACUCAGAUCAAAUAUUCACUACAUGAAAAAUGACGGAACAAAGAGCUUUGUGAAACAGAAACUUGGGGUUAGUAAUUGAGUUGAAAAUGUUAUCAUGAUGUGUUGCAAUCUUGAAAAGUUAAUUAAUUAUAAGGGGUCCAUAUGUUUUAGAAUGAAACCCUUCUGGGAUCUCUUGUAUAAUAAAGGAGUUGUAGCAUGAUGGUUGAAUGUGAAUGAAUAGUCUUUGUUUUUGAAUCA